Messenger RNA from Microthlaspi erraticum, 411 nucleotides. Lineage: Eukaryota; Viridiplantae; Streptophyta; Magnoliopsida; Brassicales; Brassicaceae. The record is from the annotation of a GenBank genome assembly.
AUGCUAUCAGCCUCAACUCUUGAGAAGGUGACAGUGUCUACAGCACAACCUACUACUCAGGCAACUACCAUUAAUGAGAAAGUUAUGGAGUCUCCUAUUUCAGGGGCUGCUCGUUCUUUAUCAGCUGCAACAAAUAUUAUUGCUCAAGAAAACUCUUCUGCCCAUUUGGAAAGCGAGAGAUUGAUUGAGCCUGACUUUGGUUCAAAUAAGUUUUCCUCAUUGGCUUUACUGGAAGAAGAAGGAGGUUCGUCGGAAUCAGACAGAGAGUCGGAUGAGAUGGAUGUCAUGACACCUUCCGGGAAAAGAAUCCUUCGAGAGAGACCGGUUAAACCAUCAGCAAAGGCUAAAGAAAUGCAUUGGCAAGCAACCGCUCGCGGACGUGGGAACCGUGGACGGGGAAGUCGAGGCUAA